GGGUCCCACCAGAAAUGCAGGUUGAAGCAAAUUCUGAGAGAAGAGUGAAAAUAUUGGGGAUUGAUAGGAGCGAAAACAGUCCAGUCUUAACUUACAUGGAAACAGAAGAUGACCCUAAUUUUCGGAAUUCAAAAUUGGCUGCAGCCCCUCACACAGUGCACAUGAUGGAUUCGGGAUUCUUGGCAAUCAACAGACAAUGCCUUGUCAAAGGGAAAGCUAUUCUUGCACGAGAGCCAAAAAGUUCCAACGAACACAUGAUUGAUGAUUUACCGAAGCAUGCACAUGAUCAGCACACUCUUUCCAUUCUGCGAGAUUUCAUCGAUCAACUGAAACUUCACAACGUCUACGAGAUCAACUUCUACGAUCCGUUGGACUCUAGUGGCAAACUUGCCGUCAUCCCAAUGCUUAUUGCUUUAUGGAAAUGCAUGCUUGCCUCAGAAACUGAUAUAUGCGAUCAAGAAGUAUUAAAGUCGAUUAUGAACUCUGUAAUCGCCAAGUUCGAGCUGCAAAUUCCAUGCAAAAAUGCAGUGAUUGAUGCUACUCUUUCUGGAAGUCGAGAAGAAGUGCACAUUAUUGCAGAAGACGGAAGUUUAGAAAACUCAAACGGGACAACGGAGCAUUUCAACAAAAAACACGACCUCGUAUUUGUGAAAACGGAUUUGCACCCAGAAGAUUUCACACCACAAAUGUUUCCCUCUCAAGCUAAAGCUAAGCUUCUUCGAGAUGCGUUCAACAAUGAGGAAGACGAGGAUACGUUUCCCGAUAUUCUAGUUCCAGCAUAUAUGACGGCUCAUUCCAAGAACCGUGUGCGACAAGAAGAUUAUACUUGUCUUGAAGUAGAGUUUGAUAGCCAAGUUGCUCUUGAAAAACUAAUGAACGAACAUGAGCAAGUAGAAGGUUUCGAAGUUCAACAAGGAGGAAUCUUAGUGGCGUUGAAGAAAGACUCAUUUUUCGACGACGAGCUGAUUGAAAAAAUUGCUAUAGCUAUUGCUACUGAAUCAAGGCAAUCAGUGUCUUCAGUGUCAUUUGACCUUCUCAAAUUAGGCCCAGGAGCUUCGCUUGUCACACUUGCCAAUUCUCGGCGGUUUGAGCCAGAGUGCCGUGUUGUGCUUCAAAUUGAAGUUAAACCCGUUAGCCCCGGUGAAACCUCGUCCGAAGGCAUAUCAGAUGAGCAUCAUUAUGAAGAAUAUGAUGAAGAUGACAUUAUGGAAGAAGAAGAAGCUCCAAGUGCUCGACAAGAUGACACGUAUGAUGAGGAUGAAGAGUGAUAAUGAGUUUCCUGCAUUUUUCAAAGUAUUUCCAAAAUGUUUUCAAAACAUUUUAACAUUUUAUAGAACUAUUUAAAUAUUGUUUAAUUUAUUGCACGAUUUGAGCGCAUCUCCUUCUCAUUUCUUUUUUCUUUUCAAAACCUUAGAUUUUUCUGAUUCUCUUUAUUUAGAGAGUUGUGUCAUUGUAACAGUCUGUAAAUUAAAAAAAAAUUCUCAAAGAAGAUAUUUUUUUAAGUUAUAGCCUGUAUGAAAAUGAUACAAUUCGUCAAGACUUUUCAAUAAUUCCAACUUUUUAGGUGUUUUUCAAAAUUAAUGAUCCUUAUUGUUUUAAUCCUUGAAUUCUUGCACGAUUUGAUCGCAACCCAUGUUUUGUAACAUGCAGCAUACAAUCAUUUUCUAUUUUUUUACAGUACUCAGCGCAAUACUACUUAUCUAUGACACAUUUUUCAAAUCGAAUCUCAAUCCCCCUUUUCAGUUCACUUGUUUUUCUUACAGUAUCUAUUGUAAUUAACGCCAUGUGUCACAAAUCUAUAUUUUGUAAACGAGUUAUCUCGCGACUGCCUUUUCCACAUUGCCAAAUCUUGAAAUUGUCACAUUUUUCCACUGGUCGAACAUUUCUCUCAUAUCUGUCUAUCAUUGCCAAAUGUACCCCCAUUUCCCAUAUCAAUCAAUCAAAUAUAUUGCCUGCUCAGAAUAAAAUAUUUGCAAUCAA
Messenger RNA from Caenorhabditis elegans, 1980 nucleotides. RefSeq names its product XO lethal protein 1 (gene xol-1). The record is from RefSeq and is marked reviewed. The transcript has 7 exons. Lineage: Eukaryota; Metazoa; Nematoda; Chromadorea; Rhabditida; Rhabditidae. The coding region runs from base 15 to 1268 and encodes 417 amino acids. Gene Ontology annotation, cellular component: nucleus.